This is a messenger RNA of Schistosoma haematobium, 3889 nucleotides long. RefSeq names its product Protein Wnt-11 (gene WNT11). The transcript has 7 exons. Lineage: Eukaryota; Metazoa; Platyhelminthes; Trematoda; Strigeidida; Schistosomatidae. Gene Ontology annotation, cellular component: extracellular region. Gene Ontology annotation, molecular function: cytokine activity; frizzled binding. Bases 840 to 2651 code for a protein of 603 amino acids. Gene Ontology annotation, biological process: cell fate commitment; canonical Wnt signaling pathway; multicellular organism development. The record is from RefSeq and is a predicted model, not a curated record.
AGUAUUUGAUUCAUUUUAUUACUGCUUAUCUACCAAUACUUCAUUUCAUCUUUUUCUCUCAUUCAUAUACAUUUAAAUGUGUACAUAAAUCCAUACAAAGAAUCUCAAUUGUAUAUUUCCUAACUAAAGUGAUAGGGAUGUAUACAUACGAUACAUAAAAAUUAACAUUCCAUUAACCUGGAAUCGAAGUCUAAUUCUUCAGUUAUAAGUAUAUAGAAAAAGUGUCUCACUAAAGAAAACAAAGAAAAAAAAAUAAAUAGCCAACUGCUGUACAAUAACAGUAGACAGAAUUAGUCUACACUUAUACAAAAUGUAAUGUAUGUACAUGUUUGUUUUUUUCUAAUGUGUGAAUGUUUUGUGCAUAAAAUUCAUUUAUUUAUCUAGAAAACAAAAGAAUCUUCAUAUUACUAUGAUAAUGUCUAUCAUCUUGUAACAAUUACACUAACUAGUCAGUAUGCUUAUCAAAUACAUAUACUACUACUAUUAAUACUACUACUAACAACAUUAUUAAAGAUAUAAUGUCAGUCAUACUUAUAUAUAUACACGUUUGAUCAUUUAAAUGUUGACAUAUUUUUGACCUAUAUGAAUUUCAUAAUAAAGAAACAAUUUAAAAUACAUAUUCCAUUAUAACUAUUGUUACUAAGAGUUACGCAAUCAUUAUUUUUCUUGUUUAUACAUACAAGAUAAAAUUCUACAUCUUUAUCAAAAUAAUAAAAAAAUAAAUAAACAAACAACUACACAAGUUUCAUUUAGUCUUCAUGAAAUAAAUAACUAAAAAAGAAAGAAAAGAAAGAAAGGAGAAAGAAAGAAAUAAAAAAAGAAAAAAAUUAAAAUUGAUUAUGCCAUUUAUCACAAAGUUGAACUAUUUCUUCAUUAUAACAGAUCCACUAUUUCUUUUAUAUAAACAAAAAUCCAAAUUUUUCGGAAUUAUAUUAUCAUUAUUAUUAUUUCAAUUAAUGAUUAGUUUAAUGGAUCCAGUUCAAGGAAUAAAAUGGUUAGGUAUAUACAGAUUACCAAAAAGUGCAGAUCAUCCAGUGGAUUCGACAGCUGAUCGAUUUACUCCAGAUGAAUGUCAAAAAGCUGCUAAUAAAUUAGGUCUUCGUAGAAGACAAGCACGAUUUUGUAUGCAUCCACGUUUUGGUUAUGCAAUGCUUGCUGUACUUAGAGCUGCACAUGCUGUCGGAUAUCAUUGUCCAAAAACAUUUUCAGAUAGACGAUGGAAUUGUACUUCUAUACAUCAAUUACCGCAUGUAUCACCAGAGUUAAGAAGAGGCACACGUGAACAAGCAAUUGUACAUGCAUUUGCAAGUUCUGUAUUAUUAUUUGAAAUUGGACGAUAUUGUGCAUUGAAUAAAAUUCGAUAUUGUUCUUGUGGUGAUGAAGAUGGCAGUUAUGCUACACCAAAUUAUCCUUCAUCUCAUAUAUAUAAAAAUAACAAUUUACUUAGACAACAUCAUUCACAAACUUUGUAUAAUGAUAAUAAUAAUGCAUUAGUAUAUAAUUCCGAUGGUCAUUUAAUGAAUUCCAUUGAUACAUCUAAAUCAAACAAUAUACCAAUGACAGAUGGUCAACCAACAGUUAGUAAAUUUUAUUGGGCUGGUUGUUCUGAUAAUUUGCGUACAGCUAAAGAAUAUACAUCAUUAUUUCUUGGUUUUCCAAAUGUACAUGUAAUGUUACCUCCACCAAUAGAAACAGAUAAUCCUAAUUUAGAUACAAUACAUGAUAUGAAUAAUCAAAAUCGUUAUAAAAGAUCAACGUAUUCUUCACAAGUUACAGAAAGUAAAUAUGAUACAACACAAUUAUCUGAUAUGUUUAGUCUGUUUCAAAAUCAAAUCAAUGUUAAUGAGAAUGUGGACGAUAGAAUUAGAGAAGAUGUAGAUGAAGAAACUGAAGAAAAUGAAGAAGAGGAUGACAGUGAAAUAGAUGAUUCAGAAUUAUUCUAUUCACAACAUGAAUAUACGGAUAGACGACGUCGUAAUCUACAUAAAACAUGGUCAUAUCAAUCUACAGCACAAACCAACAAAUAUCCGUCAUACAAUUCAGCACAACAAAUGUAUGAUUCAGUAGAUGAUAAUGAUGAAAGAUUACCACGUCAUCCUAGAUCAAAACAAGGUAGAAAAAAAUCCACACUACGUAAUUUAAAUCGUCAUAAUUAUCUAGCAGGUGUAGUAUUAAUGGAAGCUAAUCAAAAACUGGUAUGCAAAUGUCAUGGAGUUAGUGGUAGUUGUGCUCAACGUGUUUGUUUUCGUCAACUUCGACGAAUCGAUACAGAAUUAAUGCAAAAAGCAUUAAAAAUGAGAUACUUAGCAGCCAAACAGGUUUCGGAAGGUAAAAAUGGUGAAUUAAUCGCCAAAACAUUUAUUGGUAAUGGAUUUAUCGAUGAAGUAGUAAAACCUGAAGAACUGGUAUUUAGUGAACAUUCACCAGAUUAUUGUAAUGUAGAACCUCAAAGAGGUUCUGUUGGUACACGAGAUAGAAUUUGUACAUUGAAAGAUACGGGGACAUCAAAUUGUGUGAAUAUGUGUUGUGGUCGUGGUUACAGAAAUGUGACCAAACGAGAAAUUGUUCAAUGUAACUGCCGAAUGGCCUAUGGAUUCAAAGUGCAAUGUGAUGAAUGUAAUAUUGAAACUGUAACUCAGAGAUGUUUAUGAAUGCACUUAGCAACUUAUUAGAUGUUAAAUACCGAAGAAAAUUCUCCAGGGUCAUGAUUUAAAUCAGCUGGAACAAUUUCAUGAUAGCAGGCUAUGCAUGUGGUGUACACAUCUUAUGUUUUUAAUUUUCUUAAAAAUACUAUACUACUUAAAAAUUCGGACAAUUAUCUUUCAUAAUUCUGACCCGUAAGUUAUUUUUAUUCUUCUAUUCUUCUCUUACCCCUUGAUUAUUGCAUAACCUCAUUUGAUAAUAAGAGUCUCGAAUCAAUUUAUGAUGUAAUCUUUUCUAUCCUUCUAUAGACAUUUAUUUACCACACAAGUAGAAAUACGAAUGUACAACUUGAGUAAGUGAUUUUGUCGAAAAGAAAAUUUUCUUCGCUGAACUCUCUUUGUUUUUAUUUAUUGACACAUUGAGUUAUUUUAAUUAUCCAAAGGAUAUUUGUUAAUUGCUGGUGUUUUACCAGUAUUUUAUUAGUAUUUUCAAUCUCGUAUGCUUUUGGAAUUACUCGAUAUUAGCUUUUAUGAUAUCGCCAUAAAACGCGGUGAGGAUGUUAUAAUUCAGCGUUCAAUUUAUCGAAAAGAUACAUGGAAUGGUGUUUAUCUGAAUUUCACUAGCUUCUUUCUGUUAGUUAUAAAAAGACACUUAUCAAAACUUUAUUUCACAGAACAGAAAGAAUAGUACCACUGAUACACUAGAAGUCAAAUUAAUGAACGCUAAAAAUGCCUUAUGAACAAAGAGUAUUCAAAGAUAUUUAUUGGGAAAAGUUAGGACAAAAGUUCUAAAGAAACUACAGUAGACAAUAAACACUCACCUUGGAUCAAAAAGUGACGGUGUUGCAGUGACAAUAAACGAGAUUGGAAACCGCACUGAACAGAGUAUCUCCUGGAGCCAAACUGAUUUUCUUGUAUAAAACAUGUUCUUUACUCCAACCGAGGAUUGAUAGUUAGUUCUUUCAAGUUACCGUAAACUGGGUAUAUAAAUUUAUAUGUACCUGCUUAAGCAAUCACAUUGAUAGAACAGAAAAAAGGCCCUACUUUUGGACUAAAGAAUAUAUCCCAAACAGUCUCAGAUCAAUAGGAUUAAAGGGUUUUAGCACUGUAUUUUCUGGACAUCUCUGUAACACAGAGCAUCAAGUCGAUAUACUGAAAUCUUUCAGAAUCAUCAAUCGACAGUUAGAUUUCAUUCCGUCCAAUUUUGCCAAUGUCAUAGCCAUGAAACAUUUAAAACUGGGCCUAUG